Messenger RNA from Pipistrellus kuhlii (Kuhl's pipistrelle), 5143 nucleotides. It is a transcript of the gene LIFR, whose product is annotated as LIF receptor subunit alpha. Gene Ontology annotation, molecular function: ciliary neurotrophic factor receptor binding; leukemia inhibitory factor receptor activity; cytokine binding. The transcript has 20 exons. Bases 321 to 3614 code for a protein of 1097 amino acids. Gene Ontology annotation, cellular component: membrane; signaling receptor complex; external side of plasma membrane. Gene Ontology annotation, biological process: cytokine-mediated signaling pathway; positive regulation of cell population proliferation. The record is from RefSeq and is a predicted model, not a curated record. Lineage: Eukaryota; Metazoa; Chordata; Mammalia; Chiroptera; Vespertilionidae.
CGCGCGCCGCAGUCCCGGCCGGAGCGUCCCCGUCGUGGCCGUGGCCGUGGCCGUGGCCCGUUGCUCUGGCGGCGGCGGCGGCUCCGGGCGCGCAGAGGGCAGCGGGCGCCCCUCGCCCGUGGCCGCGGCCAGCAGUGCGCGCUGGGCACCCAGAGGCCAGGCUGGGCGGCUGGCAGUGCCCGGCCCUCCUCCUCCUCCUCCUCCUCCUCCUCCUCGCCUCCGCCAGCCCCGGGACUGCGGACUCCGGGCAGCCGAGCGGCCGGCGGGCGAUGGCGAGCUAGCGGCGCGGGAGCGGCCGGGCUGACCGCGCCGGACGGAGGAUGGGCCCUGCCUCGUGUCUAGGACGACCGACCCGGAUGGCGGCCGGCGAAGGGAGGAUGACCUCACAUCUCCGGCGGUUCUUGUCCACGUUUGUGCUCCUGUGUCUGAUGGAUCACGCGAGCGGCCAGAGGAAGGGCGCUCCUCGGGACCUGAAGUGUGUGACCAGUGACUUACAAGCCUGGGACUGUUCGUGGAGAGCGCCCCCUGGAGCAGGCCGCGAUGCGCUGUACGACGUUUGCAUCAAAAACAGGCCCCGUACUUGUUACCAGUUGGGGAAAACAAAUACUAAAAUCCCAGCGCUUGCACCUGGGCACUAUGAAAUCACGAUAAGCCCUCUACAGGAUUUUGGAAGUUCUAUCAGCAGAUUCAUACUGAGUGAAAGAAAUGUGUCCCUCAUCCCAGACCCUCCGGAGAUCCUGCGUUUGUCCGCCAAUUUCUCAACUUCCACAUUGCACCUGGAGUGGAGUGACAAGGGCUCUGCUUUUCCCCGUAUCGCAAACGUCCUUUGGGAAAUUAAAGUCCUGCGUACAGAGAACAUGGAACUCGUAAAAUUAGAGACCCUCCACAGCACCCUGAGCGGCGAGGACACAGUCCUCCGCUGGAGCUGGGCCUCGGACCUGCCCCUGGAGUGCGCCCCUCACUCCGUGGGCCUGCGGCGCUACAUCGACGACACACACUUCUCUGGCCGCAAGGAGUGGAGCGACUGGAGCCCCCUGCAGACCGUUUCCGGGUCUGCUGAUAUUCAGAAUAAGGCUUUUCCUCAAGACAAAGUGGUGCCUGUGGGCUCAGAUAUAACGUUCUGUUUUGUGACUCGAGAAGAAGUGUCCUCAGCACAGAUCAGCAACACAAAGUAUCCCCUUAUUCAUCUCGAUGGGGAAAACGUGGCCAUCGAGGUCCAUAACAUUUCUGUUUCUAUAAGCAGUGGAACAAAUGUGGUCUUCAUGACAAACAAAGACGUGUAUGGAACAGUUAUUUUUGCAGGAUAUCCACCUGAUAUUCCUCAGAAGCUGAACUGUGAGACCUAUGACUUAAAGGAGAUCAUCUGUACGUGGGACCCCGGGAGGCCGACAGCCUUGCUGGGCCCUCGAAGUACCAGUUACACUUUGUUUGAAAGUUUUUCUGGAGAAUCUGUUGAAUUUAAAAGAGUUGUAGCGCCCAUAAAUGAAACCUAUCAGUUAUUCUUUCAAGUGCUUCCAAACCAAGAAAUAUAUAAUUUCACUUUGAAUGCUCUCAAUCCUCUGGGUCAAUCAGAAUCAACGAUUUUCAUCAACGUGACUGAGAAAGUUUGCCCCCAUACGCCUACUUCAAUCAGAGUGAAGGAUAUUAAUUCAACAGCUGUUGCACUUUCCUGGCACUUACCAGGCAGCUUCGCAAAGAUUAAGCUGUUAUGUCAAGUUGAAAUUAACAAAGCUAAUUCAGUACGGGAAUUGCGGAAUGUCACAGUCAAAGGAGUAGACAAUUCAAAUUACCUCAUCGCCGUGGACAAGUUAAGUCCGUACACGGUGUAUGCUUUCCAGAUUCGUUGUUCUAGUGGAACUUUCUGGAAAUGGAGCAAAUGGAGCAGUGAAAAACAAUAUUUAACCACAGAAGCCGUUCCUUCCAAGGGACCGGACACUUGGAGAGAGUGGCGCUCCGACGGGAAGAAUUUAAUAAUAUAUUGGAAGCCCUUACCCAUGAAUGAAGCCAACGGGAAAAUACUCUUCUAUAACGUAUCCUGUUCAUCAGAGGAGAAAACACAGUCCCUGUCUGAGAUCCCUGACCCUCAGCACAAGGCAGAAAUCCAGCUGGACAAGCAUGACUACAUCAUCAGUGUGGUGGCCAAAAACUCCGUGGGCUCCUCGCCGCCUUCCAGGAUAGCCAGCAUGGAGAUUCCCAACGAUGACCUCAGAGUAGAGCAGACCAUCGGAACGGGCAACGGGGUCCUCCUCACGUGGAGCUACGACCCCAACAUGACCUGCGACUACGUCAUCAAGUGGUGCAACGCGUCCCAGCCGCAGCCCUGCCUCAUGGACUGGAAGAAGGUCCGCGCCCACAGCACCGAGGCCCUCAUCCAGUCGGAUCAGUUCCGCCCCGGCGUGCGGUACCACUUCUUCCUGUACGGCUGCCGGGACCGCGGCUACCAGCUGCUGCGCUCCGUGGUCGGAUACGUGGAGGAACUGGCUCCAACCGUUGCACCGAAUUUCACCGUGGAGGACACGUCCGCAGACUCCAUCCUCGUGAAGUGGGAAGACAUACCCGUGGAGGAGCUCAGAGGCUUCCUGAGAGGCUAUGUGUUCUACUUUGAAAAGGGAGAGAGAGACACCUCGAAGAUGCGAGGUCUGGAAUCAGCAGGUCGCUCCGACGUGAAAGUGAAGAACAUCACUGACCUCUCCCAGAAGACACUGCGCAUUGCCGACCUCCAGGGCAAGACCAGCUACCACCUGGUCCUGCGGGCCUACACUGGCGGCGGCCUGGGCCCCGAGAAGGGCAUGUUCGUGGUGACCAAGGAGAACUCCGUGGGGUUAAUCAUCGCCAUCCUCAUCCCCGUGGCCGUGGCGGUCCUUGUGGGGCUGGUGACCAGCGUCCUCUGUUACCGGAAGCGAGAAUGGAUAAAAGAAACCUUCUACCCUGAUAUUCCUAAUCCUGAAAACUGUAAAGCGUUACAGUUCCAGAAGGCCGUCUGUGAGGGAAGCAGUGCCCUGAAGACCCUGGAGAUGAACCCCUGUACCCCGAACAGCGUCGAGGUCCUGGAAACGCGAACCGCGGUCCCUAAGAUAGAGGACACGGAAAUCACUUCCCCCGUGGCCGAGCGGGCCCCGGACGGCUCCGAGGCGGAGCCCGAAAACCCCGUGGCCGUGUCCUACUGUCCCCCCGUCAUCGAGGAGGAGCUAGCGAACCCGGGGGCGGAGGAGGCCGCGGGCACCGCCCAGGUCGUGUACAUCGACGUGCAGUCCAUGUACCAGCCGCAGGCCCAGCCCGAGGCGGAGCCGGACGCGGAGCCGGGCGCGGGCGGCGGCUACAAGCCCCAGAUGCACCUGCCGGUGACCCCCGCCGCCGGGGACGCGGCGGCCGCCGACGGGGAUGCAGAGGGCGCCGCGGGCUACCGGCCUCAGGCCAGCGGGAACGCCUGGACCCUGGUGUCCCCGGACUCGCCGCGGUCCACGGACAGCGGCAGCGACGCCGUGUCCUUCGGGAGCCCGUGCUCCAUCAACUCCCGGCAGUUCCUGAUCCCCCCGAAGGACGAGGACUCCCCGCCGUCCAGCGGCGGAGGCUGGUCCUUCACAAACUUCUUCCAGAGCAAACCGAACGACUAGCGUGCCCCGCCCGCCCGCCAUCUCAGUAAGCUCCCGCGGCCGGGCACCCACCGGGGGGGGGGCCUGUGCCGUGGUGUCAGCGAGGCGGGCGCCGCCACGCGUGUCACACGGCAGCGGCCGCUGCUUUCCGUGUGGUCUACACACCAUGGCGGAGACUCGGCCCACACAGCUCGGGGUCUGGAGCUGUUUGUGAUUUGAGCCAAAGAGUCCGCCCUUUGUCUCCCCUCCAGAAGUAUUUCAAGCCGAACGCUGCCCAGCCCACACGUGCAAAACGGAUCCCCCGGCCACCGGCCCCUGCUCUGUCGUCCAUGGUUUUCUCAUAGGGACCCUUGACAGAAUCGCAGGCAGGUUUGCCGGCCAGGGGAACGUCAGAGCCACCGAGGGCGUGGGUCUGCCUGCCCUGGACUCCAUCCUGGAUGAACACCAAGCACAGAUCUGAAAACCUUCAACCCUUCUCCUCCCCUCUCCACGGCGCUGACAAGUCCAUGUCUUUGUUGAAUGCGGCGACGGCGAGGGAGCGUUUCGUUUGGCCCGCGUGCUGGUCGCUGUGCCUGCUGUCUAAGGGGUGUCCAUCACACAGUUUUCUCAGGGGUACACACUCGGAACAGGAGCACGACACUAAGCAGUCCGAGUCAGACUCGUCUGUCCCGCCUCUGGGGGGGAUUCUCAGUCUUCUCCGUUACUUUCCUAACUUUUCCGCUAGCUUCCCAUGUUGCUCUUGAUUGCCUGGUGUUUAAAAACGUAAGUUCCUAAGACCAGAGAUCUAGGUGGUGGUGGUGGUGGUGGUGGUGGUGGUUUUAAUUGGGUUACUUGUUGUUCCACAGUGUCAGCUGCACACAUACAUGAGCGAGUUCAACAUCACCCCUAACCAUACGAUGCCGGGGGCUUCCCGUUUGAGAUGGCUACCCCGUGGGGUCUAAUGGCAUCCGCUCUCGGCGGUGGUGACGGCUUUGGCUUCUCUGGGUCACCAGGCAGCAGCCGGGACACCUUGUGGCCGAUGUUCCUUCUGAUCGCGCCUCUUGGCUGCUCCUCUCCCUUAUGGGAUCAUCCGUCCAGACUGUUCGAUCCAGUCCUCUGUUUCUAAAACGAUAAACUGAAAAGAUCACGCUUCUUCCAGGGACAGUUACUCAAGGGCUCUUUAAGGUGAAACGUCACAAGGUCCACGUGAGUGGACGGGCACCCCUGUGUUACCGCUGCCCAGAGCCAGGGGUCCCCCGGCAGCCUCUGCCCGCCCUCGGGGUCCACAGGUGGUGUCUGGAUUGGACUUGGUUCUCAGAAAAGCAGAUGAAAAACUACAAAGUGGAUCUUGUUCUGUUCCUGCCCUCAGGUGGUCUAUGUGUUUUAUCUUUUGAUACUUAAAAGAGUACUUAAAAUUUUGAAAUAUCUUAAGUCAAGAUAUGCCUUUUUGUUUUGUUUUUUGUGUUUUUUUUUUUUUUUCUCAUCAGAGGUUCUGUGAUGUAUCUGUACAUAAUGGAUCAGUUUGGGAUUUUUCUAGCUCAUAAUGUAUCUUUAUAAAAACCAUGUGGUGG